Molecule: messenger RNA, 6265 nt
Organism: Acanthopagrus latus (yellowfin seabream)
Lineage: Eukaryota; Metazoa; Chordata; Actinopteri; Spariformes; Sparidae
Gene: egfra
Product: epidermal growth factor receptor a (erythroblastic leukemia viral (v-erb-b) oncogene homolog, avian)
Exons: 28
Coding region: 36-3668 (1210 amino acids)
Biological process (GO): negative regulation of apoptotic process; cell surface receptor protein tyrosine kinase signaling pathway; cell differentiation
Cellular component (GO): basal plasma membrane; signaling receptor complex
Molecular function (GO): epidermal growth factor receptor activity; epidermal growth factor binding; ATP binding
Source: RefSeq, a predicted model, not a curated record
GCUCCCACAAAGCGGAAUAUCGCCGUUGGAAUGGAAUGACACCUUCCCUCCUGGAGGCUUCAGAAACAACGAUGGCACCCCGAUUUGCGAAGUGGAUCGGUCUCACCUCUCUGCUCUGCCUCUGCCUGGGCUGCUGUGCUCUGGCGGAAAGGAAAGUAUGCCAAGGCAUCACCAACCGGCUGAACCUUCUGGGAUCCAAAGAGGACCACUACAUGAACAUGGUGAAGACGUACAGCAACUGCACGGUGGUCCUGGAGAACCUGGAGAUCACCUACAUGGAGGAUCACCGUGACAUGUCCUUCCUCAGUUCUAUCGAAGAAGUGGGCGGCUACGUACUGAUCGCACUCAACACGGCAUCCAGGAUUUCUCUGGAGAAUCUACGCAUCAUUCGUGGUCACACGCUUUACGAGAGGAAUUUCGCCCUCGCUGUUCUUUCCAACAUCGACAAACCGACAGGUCAGGCCACCAACGAGCUCCUCCUGCCCAGCCUGACAGAAAUUCUUAAAGGGGGAGUGAAGUUUGGAAUCCACCGAUUGUGCAAUGUAGAAACAAUACAGUGGUGGGACAUUGUCAACGCUGAGAGCAAACCUGUCAUGGAGCUCCCAGUGGCAAGCAACAAUCCAAGCUGUAGAAAAUGUGACUCAAGCUGCUUCAAUGGUUCAUGCUGGGCACCUGGUCCUGGAAACUGUCAGACCUUAACAAAGCUGAACUGUGCUCAGCAGUGCUCUAAGAGGUGCAAAGGGCCUUCACCCAGCGACUGCUGUAAUGAGCACUGUGCUGCAGGCUGCACUGGACCGCGGCCCACCGACUGUCUGGCCUGCCGGGACUUCCAGGACGACGGGGUGUGUAAGGACUCCUGCCCCGGCCUCAUGCGCUACGAUCCCAACUUGCACCAGCUCGUACCCAACCCGCACGGGAAGUACAACUUCGGGGCCACCUGUGUCAAGAGCUGCCCGCAUAACUAUGUGGUGACUGAUCACGGAGCGUGUGUGCGGACGUGCAGCGGGAACACAUACGAGGUGGACGAGGGAGGAAUCAGGAAGUGCGCCAAGUGUGACGGAUUGUGCCCGAAAGUGUGUAAUGGACUUGGCACGGGAGACCUGAUGCACACUCUGUCUAUCAAUGCCACCAACAUUGACUCCUUUAAAAACUGCACAACAAUCAGUGGUAACAUCGCCAUCAUCCACACGUCGAUUCACGGGGAUGCAUAUACCAAAACACCAAAGAUGCAGCCUUCCCAGCUUGAGGUGUUUAAGACAGUUAAAGAAAUUACUGGAUAUUUGUGGAUUCAAACGUGGCCAGAGAGCAUGAGCUCACUCAGUCCCUUCGAGAAUCUGGAGAUCAUUCGAGGACGAACUAAGCGUGGCAGUCGCAGUGUGGCUAUGGCUCAGCUUAGUAUCACCUCGCUGGGCCUUCGCUCCCUCAAAGAAAUCAGUGAUGGAGACGUGAUCAUCGUGAAGAACCAGAACCUGUGCUACACUGACAAAAAGCACUGGAUGAGGCUCUUCAAAUCAGCGAGCCAGAGUGUCACCUUAGAGGAAAAUGCUGAUUCUGCCACAUGUGCUUUGAGGAACAACACUUGUGACAGGAAGUGCACCGCAGAGGGCUGCUGGGGCCCCGGCCCGGACAUGUGUUUCGCGUGCCGUGACUUCAGCCGUGAUGGGAGCUGUGUUGACUCCUGCAACAUCCUGGAGGGAGAGCCACGGGAGGCCGUCAUGAACAAAACCUGCAUGGAGUGCCACCCCGAGUGUCAGCGCAUGAAUGUGACUGCAACCUGUAGUGCGCCCGGUUCUGGAAACUGUACGAAGUGUGCCAACUUCCAGGAUGGACUGUUCUGCGUGUCUCGCUGUCCCCAAGGCGUGCCAGGCGAGGACGACGCGCUGGUGUGGAAAUACGCAGACGAGAUGAAAGUGUGCCAGCUAUGCCACAAGAACUGCACUCAAGGGUGCAAUGCGCCCGGUCUUGAAGGCUGCCAGACUAUAAGAACCUCUGGUCUUUCCAUGAUUGCGGCUGGCGUGGUCGGCGGACUGCUGGCCGUUCUUAUUGCGGGCCUGUCUGUCUUUGUGCUGCUACGCCGGCGCCACAUCAAGAGGAAGAGAACAAUGCGCAGACUCCUCCAGGAGAGAGAGUUGGUUGAACCUUUGACUCCCAGUGGGGAGGCGCCAAACCAGGCUCUGCUGCGGAUCCUGAAAGAACCUGAAUUCAAGAAAAUCAAAGUGCUUGGAUCUGGAGCUUUUGGUACAGUUUAUAAGGGCCUGUGGGUUCCAGAGGGAGAGGAUGUGAAGAUCCCAGUGGCCAUCAAGGUUUUGAGAGAGGCCACAUCACCAAAAGCAAAUAAAGAGAUCUUGGACGAGGCUUAUGUGAUGGCCAGCGUGGAACACCCCCAUGUGUGCCGUCUGCUUGGCAUCUGCCUGACCUCCACAGUGCAGCUCGUCACCCAGCUGAUGCCCUACGGCUGCCUGCUGGACUACGUCAAAGAGAACAAGGACAAUAUCGGCUCCCAGUACCUGCUCAACUGGUGUGUGCAGAUAGCCAAGGGUAUGAACUACCUGGAAGAGCGCCACCUGGUACACCGUGACUUGGCAGCGAGGAAUGUCCUGGUGAAGACUCCUCAACAUGUCAAGAUCACUGAUUUUGGUCUGGCCAAACUCCUCAACGCAGAUGAGAAGGAGUACCACGCAGACGGUGGAAAGGUACCAAUAAAAUGGAUGGCUCUCGAAUCUAUCCUGAACAGAACAUACACACACCAGAGUGAUGUAUGGAGUUAUGGCGUAACAGUCUGGGAGCUGAUGACAUUUGGUACCAAACCGUAUGAUGGGAUACCGGCCAGCGAAAUAGCCGGAGUCCUGGAGAAGGGAGAGCGUCUGCCUCAGCCACCAAUCUGCACCAUAGAUGUCUACAUGAUCAUGGUGAAAUGCUGGAUGAUCGAUGCGGACAGUCGACCUCGUUUCCGAGAACUCAUAGCAGAGUUUACCAAGAUGGCUCGGGAUCCUCCUCGUUAUCUGGUCAUUCAGGGUGAUGACCGCAUGCACCUGCCGAGUCCCUCGGACGCCAAAUUGUACCGCAGCCUGAUCAGCGGGGAGGACAUGGAGGACGCGGUGGAUGCAGACGAGUACCUGGUGCCACAUCACGGCUUCUUCAGCAGCCCGAGCUCCUCCCAGACCCCGCUGCUGCACUCCACAAGCCUUAACAGCAGCAUCGGAACGUGCCACAGCAGAAAUGGCUUGCUGAAUGGAUUGGCGAGCAGAGACGGAAGCAUCGUUCUCCGGUAUAUUCCUGACCCCACCGACAAACUUUUUGACGACGCCUUCCAGCCAGCUCCAGACUACAUGAACCAAAACGGCGUCUCAGAUGUGAUGAAUCCCAUCUACCAGCACCCUGGUCCACCCCGCACCAUCCUCCCCACCAUCUCCUCAGAUGACACAGAAACUGAGUACCUGAACUGCUUUAAAAACGGGACCAGCGGACCCGAGUACCUCAACGAGGUCCAGUCUCCCGCGAUCCUCCCGCUCACCUCCAACGGCACGGUGCACGGCGGUCAGAAAUAUCAACCCCAGAACAGCAUAGACAACCCUGAUUACCAACAGGAUUUCAUGCCCACCUUCAAGACACACGCUAACGGACACAUCCCAGCAGCGGAGAAUGCAGAGUACCUGGGACCAGACUGAGGACUUAGUGGAUACAGACGAGGAACUAAGAGACGUUUUCUGUUCUGUUAAAUGAGGGCAUUGAUGUCUUGGCUGGGAAAAGCAUAGUUAAGUGGUACCAUCGAUUAUCAUAUAUGUUGUAUCCUGUCUUAAGGAGUCAGGUGACACCUUGUGCAGCUUCCCGCGUUGCAUGCAGCCACGCAAACCCCCCUCCCGUCAUUCCAAAGAGUUUUAUACUUACCACCAAACUACAAACGGCUCUUUCUUGAUGAAAGCUGGACUGAAGCUGACGUGACUCAGUUGACCUGAGAGUUGCUGGACCAGACGUCGGGAAAGAAAGUGAAAGUCUAUUCUGAAGAAUUUCAGAAGUUGACAAAAAUGCCUCUUAAAUUUAAAAGGCCUCCAUUUUUUUUUUUAGGAGGAAGAAGCUCUACUGCAAAAAAAAAAGAGAGGAACUGGCAGCUCACACCAAAAAAAACAACCUAUGGUACAUGUGUUGCAAAAUCACAAGUCAGAUACGCAAUCAGUCAGCUGUAUUGAUGUUGGAACUCAAACACACAGUUGUGCUUUCAACUGACGCCGAUGUGACGCUUCAGAACAUUUUUUUGCGCCAAAGUCAAGAUGAUUAAAGGGAGGUUAAAGUAGGGAUGCACCGAUAUGGCAGCCAAACAUAUUAUAUUAUUAUUUAUAUUUUUGUUUUAUUAGCUGAUAUUUGGCUUGUUGACUGCUGUUUGGAAAAUGAUACUCACAGAUUGCAGGGGUUGAUGUGUAUGUGCACAUUCAUGAGUCACUGGCUCACGGCCUGCAUGCCACCAGUCUUUACGGCUGUGUAAGCACUGGCAGGUAACAGUGUAAAAAGGUUUUAUAGCAGCUACUUCAAAAAGGUAACUCCUUUUCACGUUAAAGAAGGUUCUAUAAAAGGUUAUUUAAAAUAGUUGUAUGAUCAAAUCAUGCUCUGCAAAGAUAGUAAUGAAGGGCUGAAAGUAAAACUGUAAAACUUGUUUUUUUUCCCCUUCAUAAUGAAGCCAUCUUGUUUCCCUGGCACAACAUGGGAAAUAAAUAACCAUAAAAGCUUUAAAAAAAAAAACAAAUAGUUGGCUGUCAGCUGUAUUCACAUGGCAACCAUUUUCAAAUCACACUCAGGGUGGGAAGCUCAAAUGCUACAUUCCGAGAGAUGAUUUAUUUCAGGAAUCUGACAAAUUGUCAUUUUGUUGCUUCCUGAUUGAUCAGAAACCAAAUACCAAGAGAUGGUGACUUAUUUGUCAAAUUACCUAAAUUUAUGCCUUGCAACCUGCGAAACAGUAGUAUGACAUAUGAGCUUCCAACCCGGAGUGUGACGUAAGAGGAAAAUGUCAUGUGAAUGUGAUCAGUCAGCCAAAUUGUUAUUUUUAACACUGGUCAUCGCCCUUAAUUUCACAUUCGGUGCAUCCCUACUUUCAAGGUUAAAAUGUGCUUGACUGUUGAGGCCCUCGGAGGCCUGACGACACUCAUCCUGAAGGACGAGUCAAUGAGGAAACAUAAUGUUGCAAUGUAUAGAAUGUAUAGUCAACGAAAAAGGGGAAUACUGUUGAACUGUAACAUUUGAACAUGUUACCUUUUAUGCUCUAAGACAGUUCUGUAUGUAUUACAAACUGGUCGCUACGAGACGUAGCGAUAAGAGAAUUUCCUGUGUCUCCUGAUGUGUGGUGUCACACUAACUAUGUAGAGAAUGUAACAGUAAACAUAGCAAAAUGUGAUUGUGGUCGUGUUCUGAAAACCUGUAGCAUGAAGCAUAUUUGUGUGGACCCACAAAGUUAGCUAAAGUCAUAGCCUUCUAUCAGUAUGGCACAUUAGUUUGUGUACCCAGGAAGUGUUUUACUGAUGAUGGUAUCUUUUUUUUUUUUUUUUAAAUCAGUGCACUCAGAGCUUGUCAACUUUUUACUGAUCAACACUCAGCGAAAGCAAAGCUAAAACGCUCGAUAGCAGCAGAGGGAUUAAAACCUCCACCUCCAAAUGCAUUUCAAUAAAGUUUUUACUAUUUUUUUUGUUUUGUUUUUUUACUCGAGAAAUGCUGGUUGAACUGUAUGGUCAUGUGAGUUAAAAUGUGAGUUAAAAUUUGCCCUAUGAACAUGAGUUGUUUUAUGACGGCUCACGUCGCAAACUGAGAAUGUUUCUGACAUUUGUGCUCUGAUGUAUCUUUAUCAUUACCUGGAGACUUUCCCCCGUCUGAUUUUCUUUUCUUUGUUUUUUUGUUUGUUUGUUUGUUUGUUUUUUUUGAUUUAACAAAAGUGUAGACUGUUGUUUCACACAGGGUGUUGACACCAUAUCUACCAAUCUGCUCCUAGCUUUAAAGUCUUGUAGUCUUGCAAGAGCAUUAACUUUUUCCAAUACUGUUCCUAGUUUUAAAGGAAUAUACUAUUGUAGCAAACCUGUAAGCCUCCUUUUUGCAGAUUUUACACAGGUACAUGUACAUAAAACAGUGAUUUAAUGCUGCAAUAUAAACCCCCCGAAUAGUCACCUAUAAUUUAUACUCAUUACACAGUUUUGUCACAUCAUACGUGAAUAUGCACUUAAUCUUGAUUGUGAUUAUUUCAUUCAAAAGUGAACAUGAAUAAAUCUCUUUUUUCUAUUGAAACACA